CUCUGACAGUUUAACUUAGAUAGUAGAAGGAGAAGCAUUGAAUUGGUCAGCAGUGUGGGUGGCAGUUGAAUCAUAAAAAAAUUGCGGCUUAAAUAUUUUCAUUGAUUGUGGUCAAGUUUCGAUAAAUGACAGGGACUCUAAGCUUGAAAAUGGCAGGGAUUCCGUUAGUAUGCACUGGCGACUACAAUAGUCUAGUAAAUGCAAUUGAUCGUGGUGAUAUCAACUCAUUCCGCAAUGCACUAAAUUCAGUAUCAGAAGCUGAAAAACGUAAAAUAUUUGAAGUGGCUUGCAGAACGCCAGGCAGCGCCCAAUUUAUUGACGUGUGUAUUUCAGCCGGUUCUGAUUUGAAUGGCGAAGUCAAUAAACGACCAAUUAUUUUUGUUGCCGUAUCGUAUUGCGAAGAGAAUGUGGCCGCUCUGCUAAAAUAUCCAAGUGUUGAUGUGGAUGCAGUUUAUUCUUCUUUUAAAUUGACGCCAUUACAUGUCCUUACUGAACAAAUAACCGAUGAUAGUUUUCCAAACAUCUUGCCGUGUGUCAAACUGCUGAUUCAAAGCGGCGCCAGCGUGGAGUUGCCUGACUGGCAAGAUAGAACUCCAAUUGAGCUUAUCCUAAAGAAUCCACACCUGAAUAUUGCCAAUCAAGAAGUGAUUUUGAGAAACUUAAAAUUGCCAAAUAACAUUCAGAUCAACGAAGAAUGGGAUUUCAUUCGUCUGCUAUUCUCAUUGAAGAAUAAGAAAGUGGAGGAAUUCCUUGAAGGCUUGAAGCAAGCUCAAAAAAGUGAAGAGAUGCUUCAAGAGCUGUUUACUGCUUCCGUGGGCAUAGAAACACUUAUGACUGUUGCUGCUCAUGAAGAUUUAGUGACGGCGUUGGAAAAAAUGAUUCAACUAGGAGCCGAUGUAAAUUUCGUUGACGACACCAAAAAAGAUGCUUUGUCGCCGGCACAAAGUUCGUGUGAUCGUGGUCACUGGAAAUCGUUGGAUAUCUUAUUAAAAACACCAGAAUUGGAUGUAAACUCAGCACCACUGUUGCAUACUGUUGUGCUAAAUUCCAGAAACGAGGCAUCAGAGAACGUCGAUUACGAAAAAUGUUUGCAAAUGCUAUUGGAUCAUCCAGAUAUUGAUAUUAACCUGCAAGAUGAAUACAAUCAUUCCGCACUUCAUUGUGCCAUUCAGUGGAAUAAAUCUAAAGCAGCUCAUGAGCUAUUAGAACGAGGAGCCUUCAUUGGUGGGCAAAAUGUAUGGAGUGAUUGUACAAUCUCACGUAUUGAUCCCAAUGUGCUUGAGGAACACUUUGACAGUUGUAUCACAGCCAAUGAUUUACAAACGAAUGAUACAAGUUUCGAAAUUGAAUUCGAUUUUAAAAACCUAGUUCCAGACGCAACUUCACAAAUAAAGAGUAUUGCUGAUGAAAUGGGUGUGAUUGAAUACAUGUCAAAAUCAAAUGAGCUCAAGCAUUUGACAAUGCAUCCACUUAUUGCAAGUUUCCUGUCCUUGAAAUGGAAAGGAAUGGCACCAUUCUACUAUGUAAAUUUCUUCUUGUGUGCACUGCACGCUUUUAUCACUAUUACAUAUAUUUUGGUGUAUUACAACUACCAUGAACAAAAUACCGUGAUGCGUGUGAUCAUAUUACUGUUAACUAUUCACAUCGCGGUGCGGGAAAUAUUGCAACUUAAUUGUUCGCCGUACAUCUAUUUAAAGUGUUCAGAAAAUUACUUUGAAUGGGCAAUGAUCGUGCUGGUCACAUUGGUUUUGUCCGAUAUUUGUUCAGAUACUUGGCGUCGUAUUUUUGCAGCUUCAUCAAUUUUACUGAUUGCAAUAGAAAUCUUCCUUCUGGCUGGGUCACUGCCAUUUUGGUCUUUUUGCACUCACUACGUUAUGCUGAAAACGGUAAGCUGGAGCUUCUUGAAAAGUUUGUUACUGUAUGCCAUCAUUCCAUUGGCAUUUUCUCUUUCGUUCUUCACAUUGUUAAAUGAGCCAUUGGAAGAGAGUAUGAACAGUGCAAAAGGAAACACGAGUAGUGACAACGACGAUAAAGACUUCAAUAAAUUCUCGAAUCUCGGGCUGUCAAUCAUGAAGACGUUGGUGAUGUCCACGGGUGAAUUCGACGCUGCAAGCAUCAAUUUUAAAAACGCUUUUAAUUGCAUCGUUUUCAUGAUUUUUGUAUUUAUUGUUAUAAUUGUUCUUCUGAAUUUGUUGAACGGCUUGGCGGUGAGCGAUACGCAGACGAUUAAAUCGGAAGCUGAACUAACGAAUUUCAUAGGAUGUGUACAGGUUUUGGCUUGCUAU
Messenger RNA from Sitodiplosis mosellana (orange wheat blossom midge), 2285 nucleotides. RefSeq names its product transient receptor potential cation channel protein painless-like. Gene Ontology annotation, molecular function: monoatomic ion channel activity; protein binding. Lineage: Eukaryota; Metazoa; Arthropoda; Insecta; Diptera; Cecidomyiidae. Gene Ontology annotation, biological process: monoatomic ion transport; transmembrane transport. The record is from RefSeq and is a predicted model, not a curated record. The transcript is spliced from 4 exons. Gene Ontology annotation, cellular component: membrane. The annotation marks the transcript as partial.